Molecule: messenger RNA, 384 nt
Organism: Racocetra persica
Lineage: Eukaryota; Fungi; Glomeromycota; Glomeromycetes; Diversisporales; Gigasporaceae
Source: the annotation of a GenBank genome assembly
GAAAUUAAGAAAAUUCAUGAAAAUGCGGAAUUUAACAAAAAAAUGGCUUCUCUCAUUUUGGCUCGAGCAGAAGCGAUAAUUACUUGUAUAAAUGAGCUAAUGAGAGACAAAGAUAAUGAUUCUUUUAGGCGAAGGGAAUUUUAUGCAGCUUUUACUAAAUUGUCAAAUAACUUAAAAAAGAUGAAGGACUUUUUAAGUGAAGUAACACAAAUUAAAGAACAAGUUGAAUGUAUGAAAGAUUUAGAAAUUGUUAUAACUAUUGAAAAUCAAAAAGAAUUGGAAAAAGUUGAAAAAGAAUUUGAUCGUGCUAUCAAUGAAGCGAAAUAUGCUUUUGAUAAUAUUAAUAAUAAAAUUGAUCAACUAGUUCAAGAAGUGUCCAUAUGA